GAGGUGGUAUGGGAGGCGAGGGAUGUGUUCUGUCUGGGACAGGGUCUCUGCCAGCUUCUACCUCCCGCCGGGCCGUGUGUCCCCUCUCUGCUGACCUUUCCGUUCUGCAAACAGACUUCCAGAUGGGGAAACCGAGACUCAAAAAAGGUCAAAGCUGGCAUUUGACCAAGAGGCCGUGUCAGUCCAGAGUCCUGGGAAUGAAACAGUAGUGUCGGAGCGUGGGAGCUAGCGAAUAGGAAUUGUAUCCCUGCAGUGGGGUCUCAGCCACACCGAGACUGAGUCCUAGGAGAGCUGGAAGCCAGGAAGCCAAGGCUGAGCCUCCUCCCUCCCAGGCCUUGGGCUCAAACAUUGGCCAGCAUCCCUUUUACACACAAUUGCGAGGAGCUAGGACUCGAGGACAUCCGGGCUGCGCGCCAAGAGGAGAAGCCUUGGCUGCGGUAGCGUAGAAGCCGUCAGCCGGCUGCGUGCCAGCUGCCUGUCCCCAGUGAGGGCGACUGAAAAGGCCAGCAGCCACUUCCCCCAGCUGAAGCCAGCGGCGUCACCGCCACCCUGGAGCGCCCUCUACCAGUGUCCCAAGCGAAGAACUACAGCUCCCAGAAGACGAAGACAGAUUGUCGUACGCACGCGCAGAUUGAGGAGUCGACACUCUCUCGCCAUCUGCUGGUCGUUUCGGAGAACUACACGCCACUUAAGACAACACCUGUUUGUCAUCAUGCACAGGCGUGGAACUACAACUCCCGGAGUGCCACGCGGCAACACAUGGAACUACAUUUCCCAGAGGCAUUGUCGCUGAGCCCACGGUCUAGGAACUGGCGGCAGCCGGGACAGAGUGACCCGCCCCUGGACAUGGCUUUCCUAGCCAGGACUUUUGGGUGCUCCGCCUGCAGAUCGGUGGCCCAGUUUGGUGGCAGGUGGCUCCAACCCCGGGUCUGGAUGGGGCUCCCGGACGCUUGGGGGCUCCCCUCCGUGCAGCAGCAGACCCGCGGCCGCACGCGUGGGAACGAGUACCAGCCCAGCAACAUCAAGCGCAAGCACAAACACGGUUGGAUCCGCCGGCUGAGCACCCCGACCGGCGUGCAGGUCAUCCUCCGCCGCAUGCUGAAGGGCCGCAAGUCCCUGAGCCACUGAGGAACAGCGCCCGGCGCCUGCGGGAACAGACUCAGACGCCGGUAGAACUGACCGAGGGCAAGAAGUUGGGGGCCGUCCCUUCCUAGGCUUUUGGAGUAUGAAGAAUUCAGAACUUGCAGAGCCCCCAGGUCCCGGAACAGCGGUGGCGCCCCCUCCUGCGUUAUCUCUGCAGUUUCUGUUCAUGUUUCUGAAGGCAUCUUUGUAAGCUUGGCUACUUAAAAUAUCACACCACCCCUGGUGAUUCCAGCCAUUCGGAAAUAUUACCGGCUCGCUAAUAAACAUUCCCGU
Chionomys nivalis (European snow vole) is the source of this 1416-nucleotide messenger RNA. It is a transcript of the gene Mrpl34, whose product is annotated as mitochondrial ribosomal protein L34. Gene Ontology annotation, molecular function: structural constituent of ribosome. Gene Ontology annotation, biological process: translation. The coding region runs from base 760 to 1128 and encodes 122 amino acids. The record is from RefSeq and is a predicted model, not a curated record. Gene Ontology annotation, cellular component: ribosome; mitochondrial large ribosomal subunit. NCBI's taxonomy places the organism in Eukaryota, Metazoa, Chordata, Mammalia, Rodentia, Cricetidae. The transcript is spliced from 3 exons.